AUGUCCGCCAUGGCGAGCCAGUAUCCUCAUGCCGGCUUCUAUGACUUCAGCUGGGUCGUGUCCGAGGCGGCCGAAGACGAGGAACGACCCCUGAUUGUGGACAUCGGCGGCUCCAAGGGCUGGACCCUGCAGGCCAUCUGCAGAGAGAUCCCAGAGAUCCCGAUCAGUCGAUGCGUGCUGCAGGAUCUGCCGAGGGUGAUUGAGAUGGUGGAGACGGUUGGGUCCGAGGACAUCCGGAGUGCGCAGUUGAUGGCCAUAGACUUUAACAAGGAACAACCGGUAAAGGGUACGUUGCGUCCCCGCGUCCCGAACCCAGGGAAGCCGGUCGGUUUAGGGGCAUUGGUGUACAUGAUCCGUCGAAUCCUCCGGGGCUUUGAGGAUGAUGAAUGCCAUGGCGCCGCACAGCAAGCUAUUGAUUGCGGAUACGGUCACGGCGAAUCCUCCCCCUGGUUUCCCGCCAUGUUGGACUUUUUCCUCUCCACCAUCGGGAGCAAGGAACGGACGGAGGAGGGCUUCCGGAAGAUAACCGCACGGGCCGGACUGAAGGUCACGGGGAUGCACUAUUCGGAUAAGGCCGAGUUCGCCAUGGUCGAGUGUGAGAAGGCUUAG
Molecule: messenger RNA, 609 nt
Organism: Aspergillus udagawae
Lineage: Eukaryota; Fungi; Ascomycota; Eurotiomycetes; Eurotiales; Aspergillaceae
Exons: 2
Coding region: 1-609 (202 amino acids)
Molecular function (GO): methyltransferase activity
Source: RefSeq, a predicted model, not a curated record